This is a messenger RNA of Sesamum indicum (sesame), 656 nucleotides long. The record is from RefSeq and is a predicted model, not a curated record. Lineage: Eukaryota; Viridiplantae; Streptophyta; Magnoliopsida; Lamiales; Pedaliaceae.
CGCUGUAAACAUGGGCAGUAAUGAUUACAUUAACAACUAUUUAAUGCCACAGUUUUACCCAUCUAGUCGUUUAUACACACCAGACAGGUUUGCAGAAAUCUUGAUUCAGAAAUUCUCCGGACAGCUAAGGACCUUGUACAACACUGGAGUAAGAAAAGUAGCAGUAUUCGGGAUUGGUUUACUAGGUUGCCUUCCUCAAGAGUUGGGCAUUUAUCCUACCAAUGGAUCAUCAUGCGUCGAUUUCAUCAACAACUACGUCCAGUUAUUCAACAACAGGCUGAAGCCCCUCAUCGAUAACCUCAACAGCAAUCUACCAAAUGCUCAGUUUAUCUAUAUCAACAUCACCAGCAUUUCAUCAGGAGAUCCUUCAGUUAUUGGAAUUAGAGUUGGGAACGCUCCGUGCUGCGUGGUAUCGAGGAGAACGGGGCAGUGUGCUCCAAACCAAGUUCCAUGCAGUAACAGGAAUGAGUAUGCUUUUUGGGAUAACUUUCAUCCUACGGAGAUUUUGAAUCUUGGGACGGCUUCAAGAGCAUACAACGCCACGGUACCGUCCGACGCCUAUCCGGUUGAUAUUCGACGUCUCGUUCAGCAACAGAACUAAUUUUACAUUAUAUGAUCCAUCAUAUAUAUACAAAAACCAGACCCAAUUUUCAUGU